AUGCGCCUAAUCACCAGGCCCGAAAUUGGCCCUCUGGUCGGAGGAUUCAUCAACCAGUACACCAGCUGGCGAUGGACGUUUUACGUGAUGCUGAUCUGGGCGGGCGCGCAGCUGGCCGCCAUCGUCUUCUUCGUCCCCGAGACGUACCACCCGGUGCUGCUCCGCCGCAAGGCGCGGAAGCUGCGAGCCGAGACGGGCGAGGAGGCGUGGAAGGCCCCGAUCGAGACGCUGGACAAGUCGGUCAGCCAGACGCUGCUCUGGUCGUGCGUGCGGCCAUUCCAGUUGCUCGUAUUCGAACCGAUGUGCCUCAAUCUAUGCAUCCUCUCCUCGAUCCUGCUAGGCAUCCUAUACCUAUUCUUCGGGGCCUUCCCCCUUGUCUUCCAGAACAAUCACGGCUUCACGCUCUCGCAGGUCGGCUUGGCCUUCAUGGGACUGUUCGUGGGCAUGAUCCUGGGCAUCUGUACGGACCCGCUGUGGCGGAGGAAUUACGCGCGGCUCGUGCAGAGACGGGAGGCACAAGGGGGCGAGCCCGGGGGCGCAGAGCCGGAGUAUCGAUUGCCGCCGACGGUUGCGGGCGCGGUUAUCGUGCCAAUCGCCCUAUUCGGGUUUGGCUGGACGACGUACUCGAGCGUGCACUGGAUAGUACCAAUAAUGUUCUCGACACUAUUCGGCAUCGGAGUCAUCUGCGUCUACUCAGGGGUAUUCACGUUCCUCGUGGACUGUUACCCAUUGUAUGCAGCCAGCGCAUUGGCGGCCAACAGCUUCGCGCGGUCGUCCUUCGCCGCGGCGUUCCCGCUGUUCGGAGUGCAAAUGUACAACCGACUGGGCUACCAGUGGGCAACGUCGUUGCUGGCCUUCUUGGCCCUCGCCAUGGCACCGUUUCCUUACUUUUUCUAUCGGUACGGCAAGCGGCUCAGGGGCAGGAGUCGCUUUGCAUCCGCGUAG
Molecule: messenger RNA, 945 nt
Organism: Diplodia corticola
Lineage: Eukaryota; Fungi; Ascomycota; Dothideomycetes; Botryosphaeriales; Botryosphaeriaceae
Product: mfs general substrate transporter
Exons: 9
Coding region: 1-945 (314 amino acids)
Biological process (GO): transmembrane transport
Molecular function (GO): transmembrane transporter activity
Source: RefSeq, a predicted model, not a curated record